Trichobilharzia szidati is the source of this 1200-nucleotide messenger RNA. NCBI's taxonomy places the organism in Eukaryota, Metazoa, Platyhelminthes, Trematoda, Strigeidida, Schistosomatidae. The record is from the annotation of a GenBank genome assembly.
GGCAAAGUACCCGAGGAUUGGAAGAAAGGAUACUUAUUCAAACUACCAAAGAAAGGAGACUUAAGUCAAUGCAAGAACUGGCGCGGAAUUAUGCUCCUGUCCAUCCCAAGCAAAAUACUAAGCCGCAUCAUCCUGGAGAGAAUCAAACAUGCCCUGGAUGAAAAACUUCGACCGGAACAGGCUGGAUUCAGGAGAAACAAGUCAUGCAUUGAUCAGAUCGCCACAUUACGGAUCAUCAUUGAACAAAGCCUGGAAUGGCAGUCACCUCUCUAUCUCAACUUCAUCGACUUUGAAAAGGCCUUUGACAGCGUCGAUCGAGAGGUGAUUUGGAAACUACUUCGCUACUACGGGGUGCCACCGACAAUUAUACAUCUCAUCCAACAGCUGUACGACAAUGCUGCAUGCCAAGUAAUCCACAACGGGAAACUUACGGAAUCCUUCGAAGUGAGGACAGGAGUAAGACAAGGCUGCCUACUAUCGCCAAUGAUUUUCCUGAUUGCAGUAGACUGGAUAAUGCGACAAACAGCGGGCAAUGAGGAAACAGGCAUAAAAUGGACUCACACAAAAAACUUGGAGGAUCUGGACUUCGCCGAUGAUAUAUGUCUGAUUUCCCACAAACUGGAAGAUAUGCAAGCGAAAAGCAACAAGUUGGCAGAAGAAGCAUCAAAGAUAGGACUUCAGGUGAACAUAGAGAAAACAGAGGUGAUGAAGAUUCCUGGGCAACACCACCAACAGCAACAACAACAACAGACAACAAUCAGCAUAAAUGGGAGGAACCUGAAAGAAACAACCUCCUUUACCUACCUGGGAAGCAUCGUUUCAACUACAGGCGGAACUGACGAGGAUAUCAAAGCAAGAAUCGGAAAAGCAAGACAAGCUUUCACUACUCUCAAGUCUGUGUGGAGGUCAACAACACUCAGCAUCAAAAAUAAGAUCCGGAUUUUCAACUCCAAUGUGAAGCAGUCAGUGCUACUAUACGGAUCAGAGACUUGGCGCGUCAUAAAGAGCAUCUCAAACAAACUACAGACCUUCAUUAACAGUUGUCUUCGCUCAAUACUCAAGAUCAGAUGGCCAGAAAAGAUCAGCAACAGGGAUCUCUGGCAAUGAGCGAACCAACCAGGAACCGAUUGUGCAACAAAUAUGCAGAAAGAAAUGGAGAUGGAUUGGCCAUACUCUGAGGAAACCAUCAAGUGACAUCAC